Messenger RNA from Vicia villosa (hairy vetch), 1517 nucleotides. Its product is annotated as tetraketide alpha-pyrone reductase 1. Lineage: Eukaryota; Viridiplantae; Streptophyta; Magnoliopsida; Fabales; Fabaceae. The transcript is spliced from 6 exons. The record is from RefSeq and is a predicted model, not a curated record. Bases 393 to 1394 code for a protein of 333 amino acids. Gene Ontology annotation, molecular function: oxidoreductase activity, acting on the CH-OH group of donors, NAD or NADP as acceptor.
UGUGUGCAGAAAAAAAUUGAUAAAGCAAAAGAAAAUAAAAAUGUUUGAAGCAGAACGUGAUACUUUUUUUUUCAAUGAAUAAAGAAAAUAAAACAAAAAACACGCCCAGUGGGACUCGAACCCACAAUCGCUUGAUUAGAAGUCAAGCGCCUUAUCCAUUAGGCCAUGGGCGCUUCUGAUGAUAGUGUUUGAAUAUUACGUUUAAUCAAUGAUUAUUGAUGAAAUGAAACUAUAGCAGAAAAAGGUAAGUAGGUCAUGUCUCCUACACCAUUAGUUUAAGUUCGGUUAGCUUCAUCAUCUCAUCCUUGUGAAGAAUGAAGAGGAAACAUGCAACAAUAUGUAUAUAAAUAAACAAAGCCAUUGUUGUUGCCUCAAUCACAUAAACUUUUGACAUGGAACACAAAAGUGGAGACAAAGUAUGUGUCACAGGAGCUUCAGGAUUUUUGGCUUCUUGGCUUAUUAAGAGACUUCUUUUAUCUGGAUAUCAUGUCACUGGAACUGUUAGAGAUUUAGGGAAGAAGAAGAAAUUUGAACAUCUAUUGAAGUUGGAAGGAGCAACAGAAAGACUCAAACUAGUCCAAGCUGAUUUAAUGGAAGAAAACAGCUUUGACAAUGCCAUCAUCGGAUGCAAAGGUGUCUUCCAUAUUGCUUCUCCAGUACUCAAUCAUAUAUCAGAUGAUCCCAAGUCGGAAAUCUUGGAACCGGCGGUCCAAGGUACGCUAAAUGUGUUGCGUUCUUGUCGGAAGAAUCCAGCCCUUGUUCGAGUGGUGUUGGCUUCAUCUUCUUCUGCGGUUAGAGUAAGAGACGAUUUUGAUCCAAACGUAUCACUAGACGAGUCUUCUUGGAGCUCCUUGGAAUUAUGCGAAAAACUCAAGGCAUGGUACCCGAUGUCGAAGAUAAUGGCUGAAAAAGCAGCUUGGGAAUAUUGCAAAGAGAAUGGAAUAGACUUAGUCACUAUUCUUCCAUCAUUCAUCAUUGGACCUAGUUUGCCACCAGAUUUGUGUUCCACUGCUUCCGAUGUUCUAGGCUUGUUCAAAGGGGAAACUGAGAAAUUUCAAUGGCAUGGAAGAAUGGGAUAUGUUCAUAUUGAUGAUGUUGCACUAUGUCACAUCCUUCUUUAUGAGAACAAAGCCUCUCAUGGUAGAUACCUUUGUAGUUCCACAAUAAUGGAAAAUGAUGAUUUGGUUUCCAUGCUAGCAAUUCGCUAUCCCGGUUUUCCGAUUCCUAAAAGGUUCAAGAAACUAAAUAGGCCACAUUAUGAACUAAACACAUCAAAGAUUGAGAGUCUUGGAUUCAAGUUUAAAUCUGUUGAAGAAAUGUUUGAUGAUUGCAUUGCAUCGUUUGUGGAGGAGGGUCAUCUCACUCUUCCUCACAUCACACGCACUGUUUUUUAAUUUAAAACUUAUGAGUAUGGCUUUAGUUGAGAUUGUGUCUUACUCUAAUUCUCAAUGUUUCAAGCACCUUAUGUAGCAAAUAAAUAUACUACAAUAAUUUAAUUUUAUCUUGGAAGAAAUAAA